AUGUCCCCCAGCGACACUUGCGCACCGCCCACCAAACCUGCUAGUUGGGGCCGAGCUUUCGUGCGCCAUUGUUACCACCCAACACCGUAUUUAAUUGACGGAGAAGAAGUCAAAAACGAUUACUGCAAAUUAGCGAUGGCUUACAGCGGAAACUCGUUCAAUCCUACCCUACGCCCUUAUCCGCACUUCAAUGCCGAAGAGGACUGUGAGAAGCUACGCAAAGCGAUGAAGGGCAUUGGUACCGACGAGAACGCCAUAAUCGAUGUACUAGCACACCGAACAGCGGAUCAGCGUGUUCAGUUGGUUAAACAAUUCAAAAUCAUGUACGGCAAAGAUUUAAUUAGCGAGCUGAAGUCAGAACUGACUGGUCAUUUUGAAGAUGUGGUCGUGGCGAUGUGCUGCACAUUGGACGAACUGGAUGCGCGUGAGCUACGAGAAGCUAUGAAAGGUGCAGGUACAGACGAAGACACACUUAUUGAAAUUUUGGCUUCUCGAAGUAACGAACAGAUACAGAAAAUCAAAGAAACGUACAGUUCUCUUUACGACGGACGUGAUCUGGAGCAAGAUUUGAUUAGUGAGACCCACGGACACUUCAAGCGUGUUCUAGUCAGUUUGGUACAAGGUGGUCGUGACGAGAGUCAUCACGUUGACCGCAACGCAGUGGAAUAUGACGCGGAAGAGCUGUACAACGCCGGAGAGGCAGAUCUCGGAACAGAUGAAUCCAAGUUCAUCACCAUCCUGCUGUCAAAGUCAGAAGCUCACGUUCGCGCUGUCGUUAACACAUAUGAAAAGUACAGCAAUAAAGACUUUGAAGACGUGCUGAAGUCGGAAAUGAGCGGUGACCUGCUCCGUACAUUUUUGGCCGUCGUUAGAAGCAUUCGAAACAAGCCAAGGUAUUUUGCGCACGAGUUGAAGAAAUCAAUGGAAGGUGCUGGAACGAAUGACAAAAAGCUCAUUCGAAUUGUCGUUUCACGCGCCGAAGUCGAUAUGGGCGAUAUAAAACGGGAGUUUGUUAAGCAAUACGACAAACCACUGGCAACUUGGAUAACAGAUGAUACCACCGGAGAUUACAAACGUAUGCUACUGGCGUUGGUUGGCGAGUAA
Dicrocoelium dendriticum is the source of this 1104-nucleotide messenger RNA. The record is from the annotation of a GenBank genome assembly. Lineage: Eukaryota; Metazoa; Platyhelminthes; Trematoda; Plagiorchiida; Dicrocoeliidae.